AUGACAAACUUCAAGAUCCAAAUCAUCUCCGACUCCGUCUGCCCGUGGUGCUACGUCGGCUUCAAACGCCUCUCCCGAGCAAUUACAUCCCAUAAAACCCAACACCCAACUGACACAUUCACCAUUGCCUGGAAAGCAUUCUACCUAAACCCCUCAUCACCAACCUAUCCCGGUAAAAACAAGCAAGAAAUGUAUAAGGCGAAAUUCGGCGCCGAGCGCGUCACUGCUAUGUUCGCUCGUCUUGCGUCUGUUGGUGAGAGUGAGGGGAUUCAUUUCUCUUUUGGUGGGAAUACGGGGUCGACGAGGGAUUCGCAUCGGUUGAUUUGGUUUGCGGGGGAACUUGAAAAGAAACAACAACAAGAAGCUACCUCCUCUGGCGAAGCUGGCGCUAUUGGCGGCAUACAAACCCGCGUCGUGGAAAAGUUAUUCCGCGCCUAUUUCGAAGAAGAGAAGAAUAUCACCGACAAGGCUGUACUAAGUGAGGCGGGCAUUAGUGCUGGUUUGGAUGGCGGUGCUGUUCGGGCACUUCUUGAGGAUAAAGAUGAGGCUGAUGAGGGUGGUGAGGAGGUUGAUGCUGAGGCGGCGGCUGCGUCGAGACAGUUGGUUUCUGGGGUUCCGUUUUUUGAAAUUCAGGGGAAGUAUGCUAUUGAGGGGGCUGAUGAGCCGGAGACGUUUUUGGAGAUUUUUCAGAGGGUUAAGGAUGAUGAGUAG
Molecule: messenger RNA, 711 nt
Organism: Penicillium waksmanii
Lineage: Eukaryota; Fungi; Ascomycota; Eurotiomycetes; Eurotiales; Aspergillaceae
Product: DsbA family oxidoreductase
Exons: 2
Coding region: 1-711 (236 amino acids)
Molecular function (GO): oxidoreductase activity
Source: RefSeq, a predicted model, not a curated record